GGAAAGUAUGGAAACAUAACCAUAGAAUAACAUAACCCUGUAUGUCAAAUGUUUGAAAUCAGUUUUUUUGUUCCGUUUUUUCCUUUUGUCUAAAAAAUGGAUUUCGAGUUCGAUGAAAUCGAUAGUAAAGCACUGGAAGACCUCAUGGAAACUGUAACCAAGACCUCAGCGCAGAAGUCUGGACCAAGUCCUGAACACCUCAAAGUCUUAACUAAAUUUUUCGGCCACAAAACCUUCCGACCAAAGCAAUGGGAAAUCAUCUUUGCAAUCAUGGACAAGAGAGACGUGUGUGCAAUUAUGAGCACUGGCUAUGGCAAGUCCUUGUGCUUCCAAUACCCUUCCACUUUUCUCAAAGGAGUCACUCUUGUCGUCUCACCCUUGAUUGCACUGAUGCAAGACCAAGUCCUCGCACUAACUGUUUCCAAUAUUCCGGCGUGUCUUUUGGGGUCGGCGCAAAACGAGCAAAGGAAAGUCAUUGAGGACAUUUUGCAGAACAAGUACAGUAUUGUUUACAUCACCCCUGAGUUCUGUUCAGGCGACUUGGGGCUUGAGCUUUUGAAAAAAAUGGCGCAACAGCUCAAAAUUGUCCUGAUUGCGAUCGAUGAGGCCCAUUGUAUUAGCUCCUGGGGGCAUGAUUUUAGGUCGCAGUAUCGCAAUUUGGGAAAUUUGCGACAGAUUUUUCCGCGGGUUCCUGUGAUCGCAGUCACGGCGACUGCAACAACCAGAGUGCGAGGCGAUAUUGUCAAAAGUCUCCAACUGCGGGACCCUCUUAUUGUUUGUUCCGGCUUCGACCGCCCGAAUCUCUACUUCGAAGUGUACCAAAGAGCAGGCGGUGGCGCCUUCAAAGACCUGACCAAGGCCAUGGUUUACGAAAAAUCCGAAUGGAAAUUCUCUGGUCCAACAAUUAUUUAUUGUAUCACCCGUAGACAGACUGAAGAUUUAUGCGAAAUUUUAAAAAAUUGUGGUGUUAGGUGUCGAGUGUAUCACGCCGGUUUGUCGCAAAAGGAACGUCAAGAGGCUCAUGAGGAGUUUGUUCGCGACAAAGUCGACGUGAUUGUGGCAACAAUUGCCUUCGGCAUGGGCAUAGACAAGCCUGAUAUUCGAAAUGUGAUACAUUACGGCUCAUCUAAUAGUGUCGAAAGUUACUACCAGGAAGUAGGCCGUGCUGGACGCGACGGACUUCCGGCGCGCUGUGUCACGAUUUACAGUUCCGGCGAUUUUCAAAUCCUCCGAAACAUCAGCGGAGGCUCGGUCAAAAAAGAAACGGCUUUGAGGCAAAUUGAGGAUUAUUUGACCACGCGCAAGUGUCGGCGCCGCUUCAUUUUGGAGUUUUUUGAGGAUGAAGUGGGCGAGGAUAAGCCGAAGCAGAGGUGUUGUGACGUGUGUACACAAAAACUUUAUGAUAAUCGCACCGAUCAGGAGAAAUACGAAGGUCUGGAUGAAAAAGGCCGUUAUGAUUUUACAGAAGAUGCGAAAAAGUUUCUCAAAACUGUCGCACUUUUUGGUGGAAAGUGCGGUUUGACCACUUAUAUCCUUUUUCUGAGAGGGUCUCAGUCGACAAGGUUGACUGAAGAUAAAAGGAAACAUCCGCUGAAUGGAUGUGGGAAGGACCAAUCGGAGGAAUGGUGGAAGUGCAUAGCGAAAAUCCUCACUGCGGAGAAUUGUCUGAGCGAAAAAAACCAAAAAUUAUCAUCAGGUUUCACCUAUCAAGCCUUAUCAUUAACAAACAAAGGACAAUCGAUGAUUAACGGAAGUGAGAAAUUACUCAUCCCGCCACCGUCAACUGUCCUCACGUUAUUGAAACAAAAGCCGGCCAAAGAAUCGGUUUGGUUAACCACUCGACCGGUUAACACCCCCUCAACGAGUAAACAGCCGGAAAAUACCGAAACUCCGGAGGAAAUUGAGCAACGGAUGUCACUCUACCGGAAACUACUCGACCAAAGGACCGAUAUUGCGGCAAAAUUGGACUGUAUGCCAUACAUGGUGGCCUCAAACACAGUCUUAAUGGAAAUGUCAAAAUGUAAACCGAAAACAAUCGCCGAUCUUCGAACCUUAAAUCUUGAGGGCUUCCCCGAGGCCAAAAUACUCAAAUUUGGGGCCGCCUUUCUGGGGGUCAUUGCGAGACAACUCAAGUUGAAUAAACCAAAAAUUCGGGAGAUUCUACUCCAAAACCCUUUACCCGACGUUAGCAUGACUGUCACUGCCGAAGUCUCGUGCUCCAUGCUAGAGUCGGGGCUCACUGUGGGCGAAAUCGCCGCCAAAAGGGGGGUCACCGUGGGGACAAUUGCCUCGCACCUCAUUUCCGGCAUAAAAUUCGGGUUUCCGGUGAAAAUGUCGGAACUGGGGGUCAGUGAGGAGCAUCGCGACGCCAUAAUAAAAGCCUACAGGGGGCUUGUGGGGCCCCCCUUAAGUCCAGUUUUAGGGUUUAACAGUGUUAGGUUGUCCGAGAUGAAGGAGAGGUGCCCCCCGGAUUUUACCUUCGACCAGAUUAAGACAGUUUUGGCGUAUUUGGAGGUCAGGUGUCACUUGGCGGCUCUCAAUUUUGACUACGAGGAGUUUGAAGACUUUAACUUUAGUGAUGUUGAUUUGAAGACUGAAAUGAAGAGUGAGGAGGAGGGGCCCCCUUUGAAACGCGAGAAGAAAGACUGUGAUCCGUGUGUGGACGCAAUUUUGGAUUCGCCCCCCAGGGAAGUCAAAGCUGAGCCAAAAAAAUCGAAAAAGGCGCUCCCGCCUUGGCUCGUGCCCAAAAAAUUGUCCUAAAUUGUUAUUGUUAAGUCCUAACCGUUUUUUCUUGUUUUUUUUUAUGAAAUAAAACUAUUUUUUUUUGGUA
Tribolium castaneum (red flour beetle) is the source of this 2830-nucleotide messenger RNA. Its product is annotated as bifunctional 3'-5' exonuclease/ATP-dependent helicase WRN. Lineage: Eukaryota; Metazoa; Arthropoda; Insecta; Coleoptera; Tenebrionidae. Gene Ontology annotation, molecular function: ATP binding; 3'-5' DNA helicase activity; four-way junction helicase activity. The record is from RefSeq and is a predicted model, not a curated record. Gene Ontology annotation, cellular component: nucleus; chromosome; cytoplasm. The coding region runs from base 97 to 2760 and encodes 887 amino acids. The transcript is spliced from 10 exons. Gene Ontology annotation, biological process: DNA replication; double-strand break repair via homologous recombination; telomere maintenance.